UCGAAACAGGUGUCGACGAUACAUUCCUUCAAAUGGAAGUGGACAGUGGAUCUGCCGUUUCUAUAAUAAGCAGGCAAACAUACAGUGAGCGCUUCAAACAUAAACCGUUGUCCAAGUGUAAUUUGAAGCUCGCAGUCGUCGAUGGUGCCCGUCUGUCCGUCGCAGGUCAGAUAAUGGUUUCGGUGCAGAUGAACGGACGGCAUAUGAAAGUGCCGCUAGUCGUGCUAGAAAGUGCAAAAGAGAUCAUUCCUUUGUUCGGUAGAGAGUGGCUGGACAUUUUCUUUCCAGUGUGGCGAGAUUCGUUUAGGGGUCAACUGAUGAUAAACCACACCAACAUCAAGAAGGAAGACAGGGUUGUGGAAGACAUUAAAAGUCUCGGUUGGAGGUCGGAUUUAUACGGCACAUCGGGACCAGUUGAAACUUAAAGCCAAACCACCUAGAACAUUGGUGUGUGGGUGGAAGCCUGCCACUAGAAAACGAAGGAGAGAAGAUGAUGAAGUCGACAACAAUGUUUCUGACGAUAGCGAUUUUUAUGGUUUUGCCUCAGAUUCAUUCAUUUAUGAUCCACAGCAGCAGUCAACGAAUAUGGUCGGCAAUAGUUUGUCGAAUCCGUCCAUAGGUGGCAAUAGUUUGUCAAACCACGCUUCAGGCAAUAGUUUGUCUGCAAUUAAAUGUGCGUCAAGUAACAGUAGUUUGUUACCAUCAUCCGGCGAUUCUCAGCCGAUGAGCGCUAAUAAUUGUAUGCGAAGAGGUUCGAGUGGAGAUGGAGCGUUCGAAGAUUCAUCUAGUGUUCAGGUUUCAUCGGGCUUAAGUGUGCCAAUCGAUCAACCGAAUCAUGGGAAUCUUCAGAAAUCAUCUGGUCAUCUUCCGGAAUCACAGCCAAGGCGAUCUCGACGUAUAAAACGACAAAAGAAAAAUGAUAAUUUUUAUUACUAUUGAAUUGUAAUUUCGAAUAAUUUACUAUGUAUUGAAUUUGUAAUUUUAGUGAUUGUACAUAGAUUAAUAAUAGUGUUGAAAAGUUUUGAAAUAAUGUAAGAAAUAUCUCAAGGAGAGAGAACUGUUAUAUCAGCACUUAAAAUGUGUGCGUUCGCAGUAAAGCUGUUAUCGAUACAAGAAUAUACGAAAGCUCAGUUUUAGUUUGAGCGUGCAUGAACACACAUCUCCCUGUUCUACCUAGUAAUCCGAAAUCGUUAAGUAUAU
This is a messenger RNA of Armigeres subalbatus, 1200 nucleotides long. RefSeq lists its product as uncharacterized. NCBI's taxonomy places the organism in Eukaryota, Metazoa, Arthropoda, Insecta, Diptera, Culicidae. The transcript has 2 exons. The record is from RefSeq and is a predicted model, not a curated record. Bases 33 to 425 code for a protein of 130 amino acids.